AUGCCUAACCCUCUCGUGUUUUUCGAUGUUACUGCUGACAGACAGCCCCUUGGGUGCAUCAACUUAGAGCUGUUUGCAGACACAGUUCCAAAGACAGCAGAAAAUUUCCGUGUGUUGAGCAUUGGGGGGAAAAGAUUCGGUUACAAGGGAUCAUGCUUUCACAAAGUCAUUCCUGGAUUCAUGUGUCAGGGUGGUGACUUUACCCGCCAUAAUGGAACAAGCGGUAAAUCUAUUUAUGGUGAGAAGUUUGUUGAUGAGAUUUUCAUGCUCAAACACACAGGCUCUGGCAGUUUAUCUAUGGUGAAUGCUUGUCCCAAUACAAAUGGGUCUCAGUUCUUCAUCUGCACUGAGAAAACUGAAUGGUUGGAUGGGAAACAUGUGGUCUUUGGCCAAGUCAGAGUGGGAAUGGACGUUGGGAGGAAAACAGAGAGUUUUGGCUCAAAGAAUGGCAAACCAAGAAGAUAAUCAUCUCUGAUUGUG
Molecule: messenger RNA, 480 nt
Organism: Pantherophis guttatus
Lineage: Eukaryota; Metazoa; Chordata; Lepidosauria; Squamata; Colubridae
Source: RefSeq, a predicted model, not a curated record